UCUCUCAAAGGCACUCUCUUGGCCACAGCACUACUACUUCAGCUUCCCCAUACUCAAAAUCCGAAUCCUAAUUCAAAAAGUGACACCUCAUCUCCUGAAACAGGUGCACUCAGAGACAGACUACACAUCCUUUCACAAUGAGCAGCAUUCUCCCAACAGUUAAAGCUAGUGACGGAUAUAAACGCGUCGAUGUGGAUGAUACACCGAGGCGAGCUCGGUUUGGCUGGAAGAAAUUCGUGAUUAUGUCGUGUAUGGCAAUUGGGCUCGUGUGGGCUCUCGGUCCGAGGGAGAUAAGAGAGUCGAUAGUUGAUACUAUUAAAUUUCCGACAUGGGGAAGACCAACAAGGCCGCCUCCACCAAACGAUGAUGAAACGACCGUCACCGCACCUGAAAAGCUCUACGAUCACGAGCCAAAUCACAAACCAACAGCAGACAUUCCCAGCUCAGUUCCCCACUCUUCAGCUGAAGAUCCGGAUCCGCUCAAAACAGUUUAUUGCACUCAUCCUUACAAAUUGGAUGCUCCGCUCGUCCAAUACGCACUCGUGAUUGACGCAGGCGCGACCGGGUCGCGCAUCCAUAUUUAUAAAUUCAACAACUGUGGCCCUUCACCAACGUAUGAAUACGAAGUGUUCAAAAUGACCGGAAGAGCACUGAGCUUGUACAUGUACAAUCUUGAUCCGCUCGGUGCAGCGGAGAGUUUGGAUUUCUUACUCGACGAGGCUGUUGCUGUUGUUCCAAAGUCUCUACAAAGCUGUACACCUGUUGCUGUCAAAGCCACUGCUGGGUUCCGCCUCCUCGGUGCUGACAAGAGCGUUAAAAUCCUUUCAGCUGUGCGUCACCGACUAGAAGAAAAGUAUCCAUUUCCUGUCGUGGAGAAGGAUGGCGUGGUCAUUAUGGAUAGAAGCGAUGCGGGCGUCUACACGUGGAUCACAGCCAACUAUCUCCUCAACACGAUCCGCGCAGAUUCACCAGCCAACACACAUUCAUACGCCGUUCUCAAUCUCGCACGUGGCUUAUCUCAAAUUGUGUUCGAACCUGACUUUGAAAAUGCUACGCACUUCGUCGAUGGAGAACACAAGUAUGAGUUAUCGCUUGGAGGGAAGAAACAUAUCUUAUAUCAACACUCGCACAUCGGAUACGGAUUUUUGAACGCAAGGAAGAGCGUACAUUGGCUUGUGGAGUUCAUGUCUACGUUGAACAAGGCCACUAGGCCAGAAAAUCCAGAUCCCGAAGAAGCGAUUCCGAAUCCGUGCUUGUACAAGGGCUCGUCACGAAUCGUCGAAUUAAGCUCAAACACGCCUGAUUGGAGAAUGCGAAGGGUCUCCAUGUCCGGAAAGGAUAUUGGUUCGUUCGAGGCAUGCAAUCGCUUUGUAGAGCUCGUUAUGGCUAAGGACGCUAUUUGCCAAACCAAACCAUGCUCCUUCAACGGUGUCUACCAACCCCCCAUCCUCGAGACCUUUGCGAAAGGAGACAUCCUCCUCUCCUCCUAUUUCUACGACCGUCUCGCUCCCUUCUUCCCUACCUCUUUUUCAGAACAACCCGCAGAACAAUUAACAGUAAACGACAUCGCCUUACUCGCUCGCAACGUAUGCGAAGGCCCUGCAGGGUGGUCAAAAACUCCCUGGGGCUCAUCCUUCGUCUCCUCCUCCUCCCCUUCAUCAUCGAAAAGCAAACUGCAAGAAGAACUCGAAGGUCAUCCAGAUUGGUGUUUAGAUUUAACUUUCAUGCACGCGUUGUUGAGAUUGGGGUAUGAGUUCCCUGCUGAGAGAGGUGUGAGAGUUGAGAAGAAGAUUGAGGAUACGGAGUUAGGUUGGUGCCUUGGGGCGACGAUUGCGAUUGUUAGUGGGGAGUUGACGUGUCGCGUUUGA
Fomitiporia mediterranea MF3/22 is the source of this 1868-nucleotide messenger RNA. RefSeq lists its product as uncharacterized. The transcript has 3 exons. Gene Ontology annotation, cellular component: membrane; Golgi apparatus. The record is from RefSeq and is a predicted model, not a curated record. Gene Ontology annotation, biological process: protein N-linked glycosylation; nucleoside diphosphate catabolic process. NCBI's taxonomy places the organism in Eukaryota, Fungi, Basidiomycota, Agaricomycetes, Hymenochaetales, Hymenochaetaceae. Bases 138 to 1868 code for a protein of 576 amino acids. Gene Ontology annotation, molecular function: UDP phosphatase activity; GDP phosphatase activity.